This is a messenger RNA of Trematosphaeria pertusa, 1443 nucleotides long. Its product is annotated as HSP20-like chaperone. Gene Ontology annotation, biological process: response to salt stress; protein complex oligomerization; protein folding. Lineage: Eukaryota; Fungi; Ascomycota; Dothideomycetes; Pleosporales; Trematosphaeriaceae. The record is from RefSeq and is a predicted model, not a curated record. The coding region runs from base 333 to 1295 and encodes 320 amino acids. The transcript has a single exon.
ACCAUCUUUGCCUACAGAGAUGCAGCCAGACAAAUGCCACGCCUACGCGGCUUUGGACCGAGACCCCUCUUGCGACUUCGAGAAGCUUCGGCUCUACACCACUAUCGUCGGGGUCCGGGCCCUUGAUUGGUAGUCACGGGCCCGAUAGCGCGUCUCGGGGCCGUUGUAGCGUGUGGCGAGAAGAUGGGUGUACGUGGUCUUGCACGUGCGGAGUGAUGCCUGGGAUGGGUAGAAGUGUAUAAAGACGGUUGUAGGUAAGCCGUGACGUUUUUCUGUUUUCUCAUCACACAUCAAACAAAUUUCUCAUAAUUAUCAAAUCCAAUUCAUCGAAAAUGCCAUCAGUAACAUACAUGAACCAAUCCGCUCCCUUCUGGGACUUCGUUGCCAGUCUCGAGCAGCAGGGCACGAAUCACCCCUUCUUCCAAUGGGGCCAGAACCAAAACGACAACACCGAACGCGGUGAGGAAGGCCAUCAUGGCCACCACGGUGCUUCACCACCUCCCUUCGGACCAUGGGGCUGGGGCUUCCCUGGCUUCGGUGGACGAGGCUUCCCUCAUCGUGGACCACCGCCGCACGAAGAACCAUCUGGCCAGAAAGAUAAGGAGAAAGAGAAAGAAGGGGAGGAUGACAAUGACAACGGCGAGGGACCGUCCGGCAGUGGCUCCGAGACCGAAGGGCGCUGUGGCCGUCGUGGGCGCUGCGGCGGACGAAAGGGUCGACACGGUUGUGGCCCUCGUGGAGGACGAGGAGGCUGGGAAGGACCAGGUGGCUUCGGGCCUCACGGCGGACCUCACCACCACCAUCACGGAGGACGACGCGGCGGCUGGGGUGGCCCAUGGGGUCGCGGCGGCCCCUUUGGCGGCGGUCCCUUCAACCCGUUAGCCUUCGCCACCAACUGGUUCGACCCGACCGCCACUACCACUGCCAAGGAGGACAACGACUUCAGCCCGGAAGCCGACAUCUUCGACACAGAGCACUCCUUCGUAAUCCACGUCUCGCUGCCAGGCGCCAAGAAGGAAGACGUCGGCGUUAACUGGGAUGCCGAGAAGUCCGAGCUGUCGAUCGCGGGCGUUAUCUAUCGCCCUGGGGAUGAGGAGUUCUUGAAGACGCUGGCUAUGGACGAACGCAAGGUCGGGCCGUUUGAGAGGAAGGUGAGGCUGGGGACCAGGGCAAACCCCGCCCAGGUGGAUGCGGACAUGAUUAGCGCCAAGUUGGAGGACGGUGUCUUGAGGGUGGAGGUGCCAAAGCUGAAUGAUACGGGGUUCGUCGAGGUGAGGAAGGUAGAUGUCGAGUAGAUGUCGUCGUUUGGUAGUAGUGGGUAGGUGGGCGUUGGAGUCAGGUAGGUAGGUAGGUAGUCCGUAAUCGAAAAAGAGGUGUUGAACCUUAAUACUGCUGUUCCCGUCGCUCCCUGCUUCUCUUCUCCGCAUACUCCCGCUUCUUCUC